AUGUUAAAUAAAAAGCAUAUAAUAAUAUUGGCAUUUAUAAUAGUAACAAUUAUUUGCUAUCAAUUUGCAAUCACCAGACCAUAUACACCAGGAUCAUUAACUAAUACAAGUGGAACAUCCUUCGGAAAUAAUAAUUUAGAUAUUUCGGAACUAUUAAGAUUACAAAAAGAUUUGAAAGCACAACAAAAUGAAAUUAGAAAGCAAUUAGAAUCAUUAAAAUUCUCUGUAGAUAAUGCCGAAAUAAAUGGUGGAGCAAUGUGCGAAUUAGAUAACAAUGAAGAAAGACCAAGAAAACAAAAAUCUCCAAUACCCAAACCAACAUUCGAAUCAGACCCAGAUCUUUUAUAUCAAAUGCAAUUAGAUGAAAGAUUAAAGAAAACAUAUAAAGACCAACCAAACACAUGUAUCCCAUCCGAUGGUAAAUUACUUUGCCUCCCAAAUUUUAUUGUUAUUGGAACAAUGAAAUCAGGUACAACCUUUUUAGAUUUCUAUUUACAAAAGCAUCCACAAAUUGCACAUCACAACAAAAAAGAAAUUUGGUAUUUCAACAGUUACUAUGCCAAUGGUAUCAAAUGGUAUGCUGACCACUUUGAACAAUACAAUUCAUUAGAGAAUCAAAAAUUAAUCGGUGAAGCCACUCCAUUUUAUAUUAAUAACCCAAAUACUGCACCACGUAUGUACGCAACCUUAAAGAACGCAAAACUCAUUCUUUUACUUAGAGAUCCAGUUGAGCGUGCUCUUUCACAAUAUCACUUUUCACUCCAAUGGCUUAAAAGAAAUAAACAACCAGCACUUCAAUAUUCAUUCGAACAUUUAAUCGCUGAGGAAGCUGAUGUCAUUGAAACAUGCGUACGUGGCCACGAAAGAUAUAGAGAAGCCUUUGCUGAAAGAAAAUUGGCCGAAGAAAGAGGUGAAGUUGAUCCAGAUUCAACUUUCGAUUUAAUUGACCCAUAUUAUCAAUAUCAUAGCGAAAAGAAUUGGACUUUUUAUAAAGAUUGUGUCAAAUGUGAUAAAUGUUUCCAAAAUGGUAUUUUACAUACAUCAGGUCACCCAACUUUUGGUAUGUUAGCAAAAUCACUUUACUAUGAACAAAUUGAUUUUUGGUUAGAUUAUUUCCCAUUAUCUCAAAUUCAUAUUAUUAGAUACGAAGAUAUUUCACAUUAUCCAGAAAAAGUAUUAAGCGAAGUUGAAGACUAUUUAGGUAUUACUCAUAAUGAUUAUGGUGAAUUUAAACCAAAGAAUGUCGUACCACACGAUAAAAUGGGUGAAGAAACAAGAAGCUUUUUAGUUGAUUACUUUAGAGAAUCAAAUAAAAAACUUUAUAAAUUAUUAAAUAGAGAUUUCAACUGGCAAUCAGAAUAA
Dictyostelium purpureum is the source of this 1362-nucleotide messenger RNA. RefSeq lists its product as uncharacterized. Bases 1 to 1362 code for a protein of 453 amino acids. The transcript has 2 exons. Gene Ontology annotation, molecular function: sulfotransferase activity. The record is from RefSeq and is a predicted model, not a curated record. NCBI's taxonomy places the organism in Eukaryota, Evosea, Eumycetozoa, Dictyosteliales, Dictyosteliaceae.